CAUCCAGUAAUAUAAAACCAACCACUUGUCGGCGCAAUAAGGAAGGGCCCACACCGCGGAAAGCAUUCCACGGAGACUUUUCACUUGCUGCUGCUUUUACGUUUUAGGUUUUCACAUUAAACUACCACCAUGUCAGAUGCCGAGCAGCAUUAUAUGGAAACCUCAGAAAACGGCCACGAGGACGAUCUGAACGGAGCCGGGCAGUACGAGGAAGGCACCGGGGAUGAGCAGGCCGGAGCGCAGGGAGACGCCGGUGGCGACGAAACGGCUGGGGACGAGGAAGACCCUCAAAAUGGUUCGUCGGACGGGGGGCAAAUUGAUGCUAGCAAAGGAGAGGAAGAUGCGGGGAAAAUGUUUGUUGGGGGCCUCAGCUGGGACACGAGUAAAAAGGAUCUUAAAGAUUACUUCUCUAGAUUUGGAGAGGUGACAGACUGCACCAUCAAAAUGGACCCCAACACUGGGCGAUCAAGGGGAUUUGGGUUUAUUCUUUUUAAAGAGUCAGCCAGUGUAGAUAAGGUUUUAGCACAAAAAGAGCACAGACUGGAUGGACGACAGAUUGACCCCAAGAAGGCAAUGGCAAUGAAGAAAGAACCUGCUAAGAAGAUCUUUGUCGGCGGGCUGAACCCUGAAACUACAGAAGAGAGGAUCCGCGAGUAUUUUGGUGCCUUUGGCGAGAUUGAGACUAUUGAACUUCCAAUGGAUCCAAAGACAAAUAAGAGGAGAGGGUUUGUCUUCAUUACCUUCAAGGAAGAAGAGGCUGUCAAGAAAGUUUUGGAAAAGAAAUAUCAUAACGUCAGUGGAACCAAGGACACAAGUGGAAAAGAAGGCCUUUGCGAGAUUAAGGUUGCGCAGCCAAAAGAAGUGUACCAGCAGCAGCAGUAUGGAGGUCGUUUUGGAGGGAGAGGAAGGGGGCGUGGAGGACAGGGUCAGAACUGGAAUCAGGGCUACAAUAACUACUGGAAUCAAGGCUACGGUAACCAGGGAUAUGGCUACAGCGGCCAGCAAGGUUACGGUGGAUACGGAGGCUACGGCAACUACGAUUACACAGGGGGCUACUACGGCUACGGCAGCGGAUAUGACUACAGUCGUAAAGCUACCGAGCAGGAACCAACGGUCUGGUCACAGUGAACAUUGGGAUCUUUUACUUUUGGAAGUUGGCAGAAUCUGGACUUCUGCUUCAUUUUGUAC
This is a messenger RNA of Sinocyclocheilus anshuiensis, 1188 nucleotides long. RefSeq names its product heterogeneous nuclear ribonucleoprotein A/B-like. The transcript is spliced from 8 exons. Gene Ontology annotation, molecular function: RNA binding. Gene Ontology annotation, biological process: regulation of gene expression. The record is from RefSeq and is a predicted model, not a curated record. Gene Ontology annotation, cellular component: chromatin; nucleoplasm. The coding region runs from base 130 to 1128 and encodes 332 amino acids. NCBI's taxonomy places the organism in Eukaryota, Metazoa, Chordata, Actinopteri, Cypriniformes, Cyprinidae.